Ziziphus jujuba (common jujube) is the source of this 1083-nucleotide messenger RNA. RefSeq lists its product as uncharacterized. The record is from RefSeq and is a predicted model, not a curated record. NCBI's taxonomy places the organism in Eukaryota, Viridiplantae, Streptophyta, Magnoliopsida, Rosales, Rhamnaceae. Bases 1 to 1083 code for a protein of 360 amino acids. The transcript has 2 exons.
AUGAAACAACCUCUAGGUUUUCAUGAUCCCCUCAAACCUUCUCAUGUUUGUCUUCUAAAGAAGUCACUUUAUGGAAACAGGCACCAAGAGCUUGAUGAUGUCAUUAUAAUAGGAUCAAGCACAGCUUUCUUAAGCCAGAUUAUUCAUUAUUUGGGUACACAUUUUGCUCUCAAAGACCUUAGAGUUGUUCAUUACUUUCUUGGCAUUGAAGUCAAGCAUUUCAGUGGGGGACUCUUCUUGUCUCAGUCCAAAUACACACAGGACCUCCUUAAGCGUGCAAACAUGCUUGGAGCAACACCUAUGUCUACUCCCAUAUCUAUCAAACCACUAACUCUACAAGAUGCAACUGAACCCAUGGAUGCAACAGAGUAUCGCAGCAUUGUUGGUGCCUUACAGUACCUAACUUUUACUCGUCCAAAUAUUCAAUAUGCAGUAAAUAAGGUUUGCCAACACUUUCAGAUCCCUACGAAGGCAAAUCUUCAAGCAGUUAACUGCAUUCUACGCUACUUGUGUGGAACCUUGAACUAUGGGAUUCGGUUAUUGGCACAAACCUCCUCUACUUUGUUUGCUUAUUCAGAUGCUGAUUGGGCUGGCUGUCCCAUUAGAAGGAGAAGUACAUUAGGUUACUGUGUUUAUCUAGGAGCUAAUUGUGUGUCAUGGUCCUCCAAGAAACAAGUCAUUGCCUCACGUUCAAGUGCUAAAGCAGAAUACCGAGCUAUGGCUGCAGCCACUGCUGAAUUGCUUUGGUUGUCUUAUGUUCUUCAAGACAUUGUCUUUAGUUACAUAAAACUAGUUCAGCCUUUAUGUGAUAACAUGAGUGCAUUACAUAUGACAAUUAAUCUAGUCUUUCAUCAACGGACUAAGCACAUUCAGCUGGAUUAUCAUUUUGUAAGAGAAAAGUUUUUUGAUGACACAAUGCUUACAAGGUAUUUACCAUCUUCUCAACAGGUAGCAGAUGUUUUUACUAAAGCCUUAUCCAAACAAUCAUUUGCUGCUUUUCGUUUCAAGUUGGGAGUGCCAUCUAAUCCACUCAUCAGCUUGAGGGGGCCUGAUAGAACAUGGAAAUCAAAUUAUCCUGAGUAA